AACAUGUCAACUAUCAAUAAGACUAGUGUGUAUCCCACUAGCUUCUUCCUCCUUGGCAUCCCCGGUCUGGAAACUGCCCACAUUUGGAUCUCCAUCCCCUUCUGCCUAGUAUAUAUUAUGGCUGUGCUGGGAAAUAGUAUCCUUCUAUUCAUCAUCAAAUCGGACCAGAGUCUACAUGAACCCAUGUACCUCUUUCUCUCCAUGCUCUCAGUGGCAGACUUGAUUCUCACCACCACAACCCUACCCAAGAUCCUUAGCCUCUUCUGGUUCAAUGAUAGCGAGAUAAGUUUUGAUGCUUGUCUUACCCAAAUGUAUUUUAUUCAUUCUCUGUCCACUAUGGAGUCUGGAUUCAUCUUGACCAUGGCUUUUGAUCGCUAUGUGGCUAUUUGCAACCCCCUUAGACACUCCACGAUUCUGACCCACACAGUUAUUGGAAGCCUAGGCUUGGCCAUUGUCUUCCGUGGAGCUCUGUUGCUCAGUCCUCAUCCAUUUCUACUGCGGUGGCUCCCCUACUGCAGGACAACCAUCAUCUCCCACACAUACUGUGAAUUCAUGGCCCUGAUCAAGCUGGUCUGUGCCCCAACCAGAAUCCGAAAAGCUUAUAGCUUAAUUGUCGCCUUUCUUACAGGUGGUAUGGACUUCAUAUUGAUCAUGUGCUCUUAUGUCCUCAUACUUCGUGUUGUAUUUAACAUGCCCUCUAAUGACGCAAGGCUCAAGACCUUGGGUACCUGUGGUUCCCAUGUGAGGGUAAUUUUGGCUUUCUAUACUCCUGCCUUCUUCUCCUUCCUUACACACAGGUUUGGACAUCACAUUGCUCCCCAUGUCCAUAUUUUUGUGGCAAAUAUUUACCUUCUUAUCCCACCUAUGGUGAACCCCAUCAUUUAUGGAAUAAAAACCAAACGCAUCCGAGAAAAGUUCCUCAAAGUAUUUGUAGUAAAAAAUGUCUAA
Messenger RNA from Gracilinanus agilis (Agile Gracile Mouse Opossum), 948 nucleotides. RefSeq names its product olfactory receptor 52D1-like. The coding region runs from base 4 to 948 and encodes 314 amino acids. Gene Ontology annotation, cellular component: membrane. The record is from RefSeq and is a predicted model, not a curated record. Gene Ontology annotation, molecular function: G protein-coupled receptor activity; olfactory receptor activity. NCBI's taxonomy places the organism in Eukaryota, Metazoa, Chordata, Mammalia, Didelphimorphia, Didelphidae. Gene Ontology annotation, biological process: G protein-coupled receptor signaling pathway. The transcript has a single exon.